CGACCGUGCACUUAGGCGUAACGCGCUGCUCUUCGCUCUCGUUAACCCGGCAGCAUCACUCAAACCACACUUUCACACAAUCUCAUCACCAUGGCUACAUUGGCGGAACAUCCGGUCGUCGCACCGACAUCCUUCGAACAGGACAUCGAGUCCUUCCUCAACCUUGAUCAACUUGCCUACACCUCCGCCGAACCAGCCCGGGCCAAGACCGCCCUGGUUAGUCAGCCAACCCUUCCAAGCACCGAGUUCAACGCAGGCGAUGUACGAAGUGCUGGGUUUGCUUCAACGACAGCUCAACAAACACCGGUCGCAUUUCAAGGCCCCAGUCACCAGUAUGAUGAACACAAGCAGCAAACUGGCCUUCCCCCGGGCGCUCUGGCUCAUGCCAUGACAUUCAACAACCACAUGAACGGCAUGGGAUAUGGUGCUCCAAGCCCCGGGUUUGCGAUGAACGGAGACAUGUAUGCCGGCAACCAGCUGAAGCGCGAGGAUGUCCCCAUGGACUUCAACAGCCCCCCUAUGCGUAAUCCUUCUGAGAUGGACCUGGAGUCCGACAACAUGGGACCCGUUCCCGCUUACUUUAUUUCCCCCAACCCCAGCAACAAGAGUCAAUUCGUCGACCCCAAUGCUUUGGGAGGCCAUGAGGUUGUCCCGGCCUCCACCCAAGUCGGCCGCAUGUAUCCGGGUAUGCACCAGCAGCAGGCUGCGAUGGCCAAGGCGGCUCAACAACAGAAGCACCAUGAGUACCUUCGUCAGCAGCAUCUCCAGCAGCAGCGCCGUGUGGAGGAACACAUGCACCACAACGGAACCCCCCACAGCCAGACCCCUCGUCCUUCCAACCCUGCUGUGGAUGAACGGAUUUCCCGCCUUUUGCAACAAAUGCGCCAGUCUGCCAGCUCGCCGGAUGAUUCGCCCUCUCCCCCUUCGAUUCUGCCUCAGAUGGCCAAAGCCAAGAAGGAUGAGCAGGAUAUGGAUGAGGACGAGAGGCUUUUGGCCAGCGAAGAAGGAAAGAAGCUCAGCAGCAAGGAGCGUCGCCAGCUCCGCAACAAGGUCUCAGCACGUGCUUUCCGCUCUCGCAGAAAGGAAUACAUUGGCCAGCUCGAGAGCGAGGUUGCAGCCAAGACCAACGAAGCCCACGAACUACGUCUGCAGAACCGGGCUCUCUUCGAGGAGAACGCCCGUCUCACCGAUCUCGCCCGUAUGCUGUUGUCGUCUCCCCAAUUCUCCCAGUUUGUGGAUGAAAUGGGCCCCAACGGUCUUCCCCUGUCGAGCCAAAUGCAGGCCCAGGCGCACCCUCAGCACCACCAGCAGCACCAACAACCCCAGCAGCAACAGCAGCCGCAACAACAGGCGCCAGCCAUGUCGCAACCCCCCAUGCAGCAGGCUCCUCAAGUCAGCAUGGUCAUGGUUCCCAACCAAGGACUUGAUGUUUCUGCGAUGGGCCUCAACAACGGGGGUUGGAACUCGGGAAUUGAUAUGAACUUCGGCAAUGCUUCCGUCUUCGCCGUCUUGGAGGUCCCGGAGCCCGUCAUCGAUACCGAGGCUCUCUCUGGAAAGUCCGACAGCAUCAUGGACUCAUACCUUCCCAGCCUUCCCAGCUCGAAGGAUGAGGCUCCUGUCCUGGAGUCUUUGCCAUUCGUGAGUGAGGCCGAGCAGAAGUCGGAUAUUGGCGUCGAGAACCCCGAUGUGGAGAUCGAUGAGUCGGACCCUGCUUUUGCCCUCUUCGCCGGCCUGCCUGCCAUCCCUACGUCGCAAUGGUCUGGUGCUUCGAUCGACGGUGUCCUUGCUGAGAAGUCCGCCACUGUUUUCGAGCUUGUGGUCGAUUCUAAGGAUGCUGCCCAGCGUGUCGCCCAGCUCUGCCAUAGCAUGGAAGCCGCCUUCGAGCGCGUCUCCAUGAUGACUGCUCAUCUUUCAUGAUUCCCCAUGCCGCGCACUUUUGAGCCUUUUCCAUACUGUAAAGCUGGUUCUUCCUCUGGUAUCCAUCUUUUCGCUCGUGGUU
This is a messenger RNA of Aspergillus sclerotioniger CBS 115572, 1999 nucleotides long. Its product is annotated as bZIP transcription factor. Bases 91 to 1917 code for a protein of 608 amino acids. Lineage: Eukaryota; Fungi; Ascomycota; Eurotiomycetes; Eurotiales; Aspergillaceae. Gene Ontology annotation, molecular function: DNA-binding transcription factor activity. Gene Ontology annotation, biological process: regulation of DNA-templated transcription. The record is from RefSeq and is a predicted model, not a curated record. The transcript is spliced from 2 exons.